AUGACAAGUGUUGGAAUAUUAACGUUGACAGUGUUAACACUUGCUGUAGCAUUGAAAGCCGAAGACACAAGUACAACGACAACGCCGACAACGCUGCUUGCCACUACUACGAAUACAACCAAUGGUGGUGAUAAGAUAUCAAGAAGGAUUAUCGAAGAUAGAUUGAUGCCACCAAGAGCUUCUGAUUUCGCAACUUGGAAUAAGAGAUUUCCCGUUGGCGAUGUAUAUCGCGGCAAUACUGGAGCACCAAAGGUUACUGAGGAGUUGGACGACAAUGUCACUGAAAAAGCUCUGCCUUUGAAACGGACUGUGGGUUCUUCGUCCGCUGAGACAAAGGCUAGCGGCUGCUGCGGCAUUGGCGGUAAAUCGUCAGCCCCCAACGGUUUUACGGACGAAAAAGUAAAGUCGGAGUCUUCGGAUUUGACCAGUGGUAGUGGACCGACGGCGCGUUUCCACGGCAACAAGCAAGCGAAUGACGACAGGUACAGUUACGGAUGGAAAAGCUCGAGCUAUCUUGGCUACCAGUCAGAUAAGGACAAGGGCUACUACAAUCAGCGCAACCGUUACCCUUAUGAUAGAUACAGCUCCGGGCCAAGACCCACUUCGCAGGGCUAUGGGUCCCAAGACGGCGAUAGGUACACAAGUCCACAAAGACCUAGUACAGUUUAUGCCUUGGAUGGCGAUAGAUACGGACCAGGAAGACCCAGUGGCAAUUAUCAAAGUGCAAACUAUGCCUACGGAGGUCCAUACGGUGCGGCACGUCCAGGAAUCACCGGCAACAUUGGCGAAGGCGAUACAGACUAUCCCUUCCCUGAGGGUGGUCCACCCACUGGAUUACCACCCUCGAAUCUACAGACACAGAAGGCAGUGGCGUUGAAGGCACUGGCGGGAGUAGCGCUGAUUGGAGCAGCCGCAGCCCUUGCCACGAAUCCUGUCCUCAUGCCAAUCAGCGUAAUAUCCGGCAGAAGAAAGCGCUCCGCCGAGCUCAAGGCCGACAAUUACGCUCUCACCGCUCUCUUACAGGGCUACAUUCAGCCCACGCCAAAUGAGGUAGAGCAACGUGAACAGUCAGAGGGUGGUAGUAAUACGACUGCAACGACGACGAGCCAUCAGGAACUGGUAAUCAGUCCUCAAUGCGUGGCGAGACUGGCCUGUCAUGUGCAUCGUGACUACCUCGACGAAUUAGAGAAGAGUAAAGCAGUUACCGAUGAAGCUGCUCUUCAUGGACUCGAGCACUGGUUCGAUAGUUUAAUUCACAGUAACAUUUUAGUCGCUGACUAUCUAUCUGACGAAUUGAAAGAGCUCAUUGAAUCUGCUAUAACUAUUGGAUCUGACAAAAAUGCAUCUUGUAAUCAAUUUUCCUGUUUGACUGUUCGUGAUUCUUCAGUAAAGAGUACAACUGUAGACACAAAACGCACAAAAUAG
Molecule: messenger RNA, 1425 nt
Organism: Phymastichus coffea
Lineage: Eukaryota; Metazoa; Arthropoda; Insecta; Hymenoptera; Eulophidae
Exons: 8
Coding region: 1-1425 (474 amino acids)
Source: RefSeq, a predicted model, not a curated record